This is a messenger RNA of Drosophila ananassae, 1015 nucleotides long. RefSeq lists its product as uncharacterized. NCBI's taxonomy places the organism in Eukaryota, Metazoa, Arthropoda, Insecta, Diptera, Drosophilidae. The transcript has 5 exons. The record is from RefSeq and is a predicted model, not a curated record. Bases 152 to 442 code for a protein of 96 amino acids.
GAGCAUACCUGCUGGAAUUCAUUAAACGUUUAACUGCACAAGCCGACGUACAGCAGAGACCCGAGAGCUCCGCAUAAAGCCCCCCAAACAAAAAAAUAUCCACCGUCUUCUCACACGCACGCACACACGUGAAGCUCCACCAGCCAGCAAUAUGAAAUUCUUAGUCACCGUUGUCGCCGCCCUCUCCCUGUUCGUGGCCUACGCCGCGGGUCAGCAAUACUUUCUGGGACAGUUUGGACCUAGCCGGGCCAGGUUUGGCUUCGAUCCUCUAACACUGGCACAGCCCUCAUCCGCCACACAAGUACGGGAUCCCCGACAGAACAGAGGACCCGUUGUAUUCCCCCCAUCUCCCCCAGAUGCAGUGGAUGAGUCCAGCGGUGUGGUCGUUGGUGCCUCCGGAUACGGAUUUGUGCCGCCCCAGCAAAGAAAACGCUCUGGUUAAAGUAACUAAGUAACUCCCCCACACACCGUAUGCCAGUAAUUAACGCAAGCUUUAGACCAACAAUACAAAUACAAAAUAAAAUAAUAAAUAAAUAAAACAACAGCAACAACACCAAAAAAAAACAAAACAAACAAAAUAAAAAACCCAAUACCAACACCAACACCAGCACACCUCUUGCACUCUUGCACCUUGCACACGAGCACCGGAAACGGAAAUGCGUCCCUCUUAGCUAAUUACAAGCACAAACACACACGUCGCUAACCACCCGCAAAAAAUAACUAACUCUGCACACUAUCCCCUAGCUACUCCCCCCCCCUCAUUAAUUAACAUUACUUAGUUUAAUUAGCUUGAAAACUAAAUGUUAAUUUACAAUAUUAUUGUUUUAUGAUUUUUCUUAUGAUUUCUGCUUCUUAAUUGAUUUAUGAUUUAUGUUUCAAAUUGGAAUUGUAUUAUGAUUUUAUAAUUUUUAUUUUACUUUUUACUUUAUUUUAUUUUAUGUAACAACAAACGAAAUUUAAAUUAUGAAUAAAACGACGAAUAUAUUAUUAAAACCAAAAAAAAAGAAAAACAAAA